AUGGUUUUUUGCCAUGCGUUCGCCGAGGCUCUUGAGGAGCUCGUCCACCAUCCAGCCAACGCGGGCGAGCUCCUCAGCGCUGAGCUCAACGAGGCCUGGGUGGUUGCCGUGCAUGAUGUUGUAAAGGAGGUACCUGAUCUCGCUGUCCUGGCACUCGCGGCGAGCCUUGUCGACCUGGUCCCGGAGCUUGGCGAUGCGCUGGGUGAGGAAUGCCUCCUGGUCCAGCGUCUUCUUGCAAUGCCCCAGCUCCGGCAUGCUCUUGAAUUCAUUCAGGAUAUCCACCGCCUCGGCGUGGGAAGGGAACACCUGAGGCUCCGCCUCGCCCUCGCCGUACACCACCAGGCAGGUCUUGACAUCGCACAUGGUGCCCAGCUCGGUCGCCUUUUUCAUCAGGCUCCCGAGACGAUUCCUGAACCUAGUGCGCCGGGCGGAGUCCUUGGCGAUGUACUGCAGGGUCACCUUCUUGCGAGCCAUUGCCGGCAAAGGGAUAAAACUAGCCAAGUUGGCCCCUUGUAUAGCGAGAGCGCGGCAAAUUGUACGCGCGCAGAUGGUUUCCACGCGACGUAA
Messenger RNA from Triticum aestivum (bread wheat), 567 nucleotides. RefSeq lists its product as uncharacterized. The record is from RefSeq and is a predicted model, not a curated record. The transcript has 2 exons. The coding region runs from base 1 to 567 and encodes 188 amino acids. NCBI's taxonomy places the organism in Eukaryota, Viridiplantae, Streptophyta, Magnoliopsida, Poales, Poaceae.